AUGAAUUCUAAUUGCAAAAAAUGUAAUGAAAAAGUUCAGGAUGGUGCCCAGUGUUCGAGGUGUAAAUUGGUAUACCAUUAUUACUGCGUCGCCCUAUCUGAAGUGGGCUGGCGAAGGCUUGGUUCUGAAAGAAAAGCAUCUUGGCUAUGCCCGAACUGCAAAUCUAACGCACAACUGAAUUCUCCCAGGAACACAACGCAGUGUAAACCAAUUGAAGAGACUAAGGCCGAAUCGACAUCACUUGAAAACAUUGAAGCAAUGUUGGCAUCGCUAUCUGGUCUACCGGUUCUCGUGGAGAAACUUCGUAAUGAGGUUAGUGAAUUGAAUGCCAGAUUUAGCAGUCAGGUAAUUGAGGAGCUGAAUACCAGACUGGACGAUAUAGAAGCAAAACUAUCUUCAGUGGAAUCCUUAAAAAUUGAACAAAAUAAGUUAAUUACUAAAUUGAAUACCCAUGAAGACCGUUUCAUUAAACUAGACAAGGAUUUGAAACAACAAAUUGAGGAAACGACGGACCUCCAUAAAAAAAUGAAGCUUCUAGAAAGAGAAUACAAUAGAUCACAACAGUUUCCUGAACGUUGA
Molecule: messenger RNA, 579 nt
Organism: Arctia plantaginis
Lineage: Eukaryota; Metazoa; Arthropoda; Insecta; Lepidoptera; Erebidae
Source: the annotation of a GenBank genome assembly